UUUCAGUUUGCAGGAAUCGCUCAUCCAGGAGCCUGGUCCACUAAGGGAUAUUUGGAUAUUUUUCGGUCUGGAUGCUGUAGAUCGGGGUUGGGCUCUCUCUGACUUCCUUGUCUGUCUAGCUGUGUGUGAGGACGCUGCAUGUCUGGCACGCAGACAUGGGCCCCUCGUUACGCUCUAGGAUUACCAUCUGCCUGGUCAUCACCUUGGCACAGGUGAUCACCGUGAUCUGCCAAGAAGAUACCAAGAAAGACACCUGCACAGAAAAUGGAAAAGUCUACGCCAACAAUGACAUGUGGAACCCAGAGCCGUGUCGGCUCUGUGUAUGCAAUAUGGGGACUGCUGUGUGUGAAGACGUGGUUUGUGAGGACCUUGGCGACUGUCAGAAAACUUUGACUCCAGAGGGCGAGUGUUGCCCUGUGUGCUUGACUGCAGCUUCAACAUCAAUGCCCAACACAGACCCCACAACAGCUGCAGAUGAGAAGAAAGGGGAAAGCUGCAUAGUCGAUGAGGAGAUCUACCAUCACAACGACAUUUGGAAACCAGAGCCUUGUCGCGUGUGUGUCUGUGACAACGGUGUCGCCAUCUGCGAUGAGGUGCAGUGUGAAUUGCUGUCAAACUGCGAGAAGGUCGUCACAACUGAGGGGGAGUGCUGUCCAGUGUGUGACAGCUUUGCCAGUGCCAGCAGGAUGAUAGAAAUUCUGGCCUUCAAGGGACAGAAAGGUGAACCAGGUGAUAUCCCAUAUGUGGUGGGGCUCCCUGGACCUUCAGGACCACAGGGUCCUCCAGGAGCUCAGGGACGCACUGGACCAAGAGGCUUUAAAGGCAGACGGGGAUUUCAGGGGCCUCCAGGUUUUGAUGGAGAGCCCGGUGUUCCAGGAAAUCCAGGAAAGGAGGGGCCCCCAGGCCAUCCCUCCCACCCUGGGGGCAACCUAGUGUCACAGAUGGCUUCAGGUUUCAGUGAGAAGUCUGGUCUAGCUGGGAUGGUAUCAGGAUCAAGGGGUGAAGCAGGACCACGAGGACCUCCAGGGAUGCCUGGACCACCAGGUCCAAGUGGUGGUCAGGGAAUUCCAGGAGAUGCAGGAGAUCCAGGACCAAUGGGUGAGCCAGGUCAUCGAGGACCAGAUGGGCUGCCAGGAAAACCUGGACCUGAUGGAGAAUCUGGACCUGCAGGUGCUACAGGAGAACCAGGAUUUCCAGGAUCAACGGGUGCAAGAGGAUUCCCUGGACUUCCAGGUCAUCCAGGACUGAAAGGUCACAAGGGACAUGCUGGUCUUAUCGGGUCUAGAGGCGAGUCUGGAGCCGCUGGAACCAAGGGUACAUCUGGUACUCCGGGUGCAAUGGGUGCUCCAGGCCCACAGGGACCAGCGGGUUUGCAGGGAGAAAGAGGCAGAGCCGGACCAAGUGGUCCUGUGGGAAAACGCGGGGCAUCCGGUCAUGUUGGCAAACCAGGUCCUCUGGGCCCAAUGGGAAUCACUGGAGUGCCAGGUUUUCCUGGUAGCCCAGGAAUGAAGGGUGAAGCAGGACCGACCGGAGUGAGAGGAAGUCCAGGACAGCAGGGACCCAGAGGGGAUGGCGGUCACGUAGGACCACCUGGACCGACAGGACAGCAGGGUGCUUCAGGGACUGAUGGAGCUCCAGGCGCUCGUGGCCAAUCAGGUCUAGCAGGUGUCCAGGGUCCAGCAGGGCUUUUGGGCCCCCCUGGUCCCCCCGGCCCUCAGGGAACCACAGGAUCACCAGGACCAAAGGGCCAACUGGGAGAUGUUGGAGUGCCUGGAUUCAAAGGAGAAGCUGGAUUCAAGGGGGAAAGGGGUGACCAUGGCCCUCCGGGUCCAUUGGGACCAAUGGGAGAGGACGGGAAGCGUGGACCCAGAGGUGAUGCUGGAUCCAUAGGUCCUCAAGGACCUCCAGGAGAGACAGGAGCUCCCGGAAAUAGAGGUUUCCCCGGUGCAGAUGGUUUACCAGGCCAAAAGGGAGCCCAGGGUGAAAGAGGACUGCCAGGGUCAACCGGCACCAAAGGUUUACCUGGAGAUCCAGGACGUAAUGGAGAGCCAGGUUUAACUGGAGCUCGGGGUCUGACAGGACUUAUUGGCGCCCAGGGAGCAGAGGGAAAGCAAGGACCAAUGGGCUCAGCAGGAGAGGAUGGCAAACCAGGUCCAGCUGGUUCUACUGGAAACCGAGGUUUAGCUGGACCAAUGGGCCUGCCAGGACCGAAAGGCUUCGCUGGUGAUGCUGGGAAGAUAGGAGAGGCUGGCACACCCGGGCCUCCAGGUCAAAGGGGGGCGAAUGGAAAAGACGGAGAGGAGGGUACUGCUGGUCCAGCUGGCCCAGCUGGUCCUGCAGGAAAGAGAGGAGAGCAGGGACCACAGGGGCUGCAUGGUUUCCAGGGUUUGCCCGGAAUGCCUGGCCCACCUGGAGAGUCAGGGAAACCAGGUGAUGAGGGUCUUGCUGGAGAGGGUGGGGCUGCCGGAGCGACAGGUCCAAGGGGAGAAAGAGGCCCUCCAGGAGAGAGAGGUGAAAUUGGGCCCAAUGGGCUGCAGGGACCCAAAGGUAGUCCAGGUGGACCGGGAACAGAUGGGCCAAAGGGUAACCCUGGUCCAGCAGGUGCUGUUGGAGAGCCAGGAGGGACAGGACUUCAGGGGAUGCCAGGUGAGAGAGGCAUACCAGGACCUUCAGGCCCAAAAGGAGACGCAGGCUCUGUUGGAGAUAAAGGACCCGAAGGUAAAGCAGGAGCUGACGGUGCACGGGGGCUUCCUGGUCCUGUUGGACCUGUUGGUUCCAGUGGACCCAAUGGAGAAAAGGGUGAAACCGGCCCACCAGGACCUGCAGGGCGCCGAGGCUCAAGAGGAAUUGCUGGAUCUACUGGUGAGCCUGGUCCAACUGGAGCUGUUGGCUUCCCUGGAACUCCUGGUCCUGAGGGUCAACCUGGGAUCAAAGGUGAAACAGGUGAGCCAGGUCAGAAGGGAGAAGGAGGAGCACCUGGACCACAGGGGAUGGCUGGGCAAUCAGGAGCACAGGGACCCGUUGGUGUGACUGGAUUGAAAGGGGGCAGAGGUACGCAGGGUCAAGCAGGCUCUCCUGGUUUUCCUGGGUUGCCUGGAGGAGUUGGACCACAUGGCUCCCUUGGUGCUGUUGGGGCAGACGGGCCUAUAGGUGCUCCAGGAAAGCAGGGGCCCGGGAUUCGAGGAGAGAAUGGAGCUCAAGGACAUCAAGGAGAGACUGGACAUCCAGGCCCAGCGGGCAGCCCUGGAGAGAAGGGAGACUCUGGAGAGGAUGGUCCGGUGGGGCCUGAUGGGCCUUCAGGACCUGCUGGCACCGCAGGACAGAGAGGAGUUGUGGGUCAGCCUGGACUCAGAGGAGAGAGAGGCAUGCUGGGACUGCCAGGUCCUGCUGGUCCACCAGGAAAAGCCGGAGCUCCAGGAGUCCAGGGGAGCACAGGGCCCGCUGGUGGAGUUGGUUUACCAGGAUCCACCGGGCCAAGAGGAGACGCCGGCCCUGAGGGUAUCGCUGGAGCAGAGGGGCCCCCCGGUAAGGACGGCCUUGUAGGGGAAAGGGGAGACAGGGGUAAUCCUGGUCAAGAGGGCCUUGCUGGUGUUAAUGGCUCUCCAGGAACUGAGGGUCCUGUGGGACUGACGGGUGCUCCGGGAGAAAGAGGCGAAAACGGUGCCAAAGGCCCCCCUGGACCCCAUGGACCAGCUGGAGUACGGGGGAAAGUGGGACCUCAAGGACCACAGGGAGAGAAAGGUGCCGCUGGAGAACAAGGGGAGAGGGGUCAGAAAGGACAUAGAGGUUUCACUGGACUCCACGGUUUGCCAGGAACAACUGGUGCCACAGGGGAGCCAGGAGCUACAGGUAUUGUGGGACCAGCUGGGCCGAGGGGUCCUCCAGGAGUGGUGGGUCCUCCUGGAAAGGAAGGAAACAUCGGCCAGCCUGGACCAAUGGGUGCUCCUGGAAGUAGAGGUUCCGGUGGGGACCUCGGAGAACAGGGUCCACAAGGUGAACCUGGACCGCCUGGCCCUCCAGGCCCCCCAGGGCCUCCCACCCCAGCAGACCUCUUUGCUCCCCCUUACGAUUAUGAUGGGAACGGCGGUGUGCCAGAAGCUGAGGAAUUCGUCGAGGACUAUGUGGCCGCUGAUCCUCCUCCACCUCCAGAGUUUAACAAAGAUGAAGCCCUUCCCAAUAAGAACGAGGCUGCCCUGCGUGCAGAAACUGGUGUCCAUGCCACACUGAAGACCCUCAGCGGACAUUUGCAAAACCUCCGCAGUCCUGAUGGCAGCAAGAUGAACCCAGCUAAGACCUGCCAGGACAUCAAGCAGUGCUACCCUCACAAAAAGAGUGGUGAGUACUGGAUUGAUCCAAAUCAAGGAAGCACAAAAGAUGCCAUCAAAGUCUUCUGUAAUAUGGAAAGUGGUGAAACCUGCAUCUCUGCCAAUCCGGCCAACAUUCCCAGCAAAGCCUGGUGGACAAAAUCCAGUCCCAGUGCCAACAAACCCAUCUGGUUUGGAGCAGACAUGAACAGUGGAACUAGAUUCCGCUACGGAAAUAAGGAGGAGCAGCCGAACGCCGUGGUGGUCCAGUUGAAGCUGCUGCAGCUUUUGUCCAAAGAGUCACACCAGAACAUCACCUACCAUUGCAGGAACAGUGUGGCUUAUAAAGAUGAGAAGAGCAGCAACCUGAAGAAAGCUCUGGUCCUCAAAGGCUACAAUGGCCAGGAGCUGAGGGCGCAAGGCAACAACCUCCGAUACACAGUCAUUGAGGACGGCUGCUCGAAAACCAACGGAGAGUGGGGCAAGACAGUGAUUGAGUACAGGACUCAAACUUCGGUCAGGCUGCCCGUUCUGGACUUGGGGCCAGUGGACAUUGGAAAGGCUGAUCAGGAGUUCGGCUUUGACAUCGGCCCUGUGUGCUUCUUAUAAAACACAAAUCUCCAACGCAAGAUGGACAGAAUUAGCCUUUUUUAGAGGAGUAACAUCAUCACCAGAAAUUAUAGUAUAUGGACUCCUCUUUCUGUGAGCGUACAAGUCAAUGAAGGUUAGAUGUCUCAUUGCUGCCAUUCACACACCCAUAAGCUGUUGAAGUACAGUGUACUUGCUGUGUCUGCCAGCAUACGAGAGCCAUGUGACUAGGAUGCUGACAUAAUUUAUUCAUCAAUAAAUAAAUGUACAAUCUAGAGCACAAGUACUCUACAGGGAAAUGCAUGUGGGUGGAAAAAAAACAUAAAAAUAGAAAGCAAAGUUUUAGAAGAAUUGUAAACUUGCAUAAACUGGAAAAACAGCCAGUAAUGUUAUUUCUUAAAGGGAUGUAGUGUCUUUUUGGGUGGAUUUAGAGCUUAUUGCACAAUAACUGAAGGUUUAAAGUGAAUAAAAGCAUUCAGACCUUUUCAUUUGGCUAUUUCCCAGUAUAUGCAAGUCAGAAGGCCUGGAUAGGGCAAGCGUUGAUAUAGCAAUGACUGUAGUUCUUAAUUUUAAUGGAAUAAAAAAUUUAAAUCAUGCUUGAACCUAAAUUAUUACAUUCUGUGCAGGAACUCAUUUACUCACCACAGAAAACUUUUGUAUCUCCUCUUCAAACUUCACCUGUAAAUGCAACAUAUGACUGUAAAUUGCAAAUUAUUUGUUUGUUGUUGACUAUGGAUGUGGAAUAAAUGUCUUUCUUUGGAAUGACUGUGCUCUUCACACAAACCAAUGCCAGAAAAGUUUAAUAAAUGCUCAGUUCCCCCAAAUGAACAGCAAAAGUUUGCUUUGAAAAUGAGUUAAAAUCAGUUUAGAAAUGACUGAAACUAAACCAUCUCACCACUAGGGGGAGACAUUGCUUUAACCUUAAUGUCAUCUAAUCACAGUAAACUGCUUUCACCUGAUGGACUUUGAAAUGAAAAACCAGCAGGGCUCUGGGGGUUGAAGACCAGUAAAUCCUGUGUUCAAACUGCAGCAUCAAUGCACAUUUCAGACAUGGUUUUAAGCCAUCUGUUUUGCAUUGGUGCUUAUUUCUUGAAAUACACCAACAUACUGUUUUACUGAUUUUCAAAACUAACACAGAAGCCUAAUAUCAGUUCUGAAAAGGUGUCCUGGUGGCAUGCUUUCCCCUCUCCUUCAGCAUGUAUGGAUGUGUGAACGAAUGAGAUGCAAAAAAAAGAGCCAGAGAGGGAGAGAGAAGGCGUCCCUACAGGAAGAAAAAGAGGCAAAGUUCAGGCAGCAUAUGUUUCUGGGUCGACCUCUCCUCUGCGCUCGGUGAAAGACGUGACACUCUCACCGUUUCCUGCAGCCUGGGCUCGCUCCACAUCUGUCGAGGUGGUCAUUUUUAGCCAGGGCUGCUAUUUUCAUAACGAGCAUGGAACGUUUUAGAUAAAAGUGGUGGGGAAGGAAUCUAAACAUUUACAUUUGCAUAUUAUAAGCUGCUCAGUUGGGGACAAGAGUGUCAAGUCUAGCAUAAAAUUACAUAACAUCGCAGUUCAGAAAAUCACAGUUCCACUGCCCAUUUUCCUCCCAUCACAGCAAGCUGUUAAAGCUUUUUUUAUGUUGCUGAAGGUGAUUUAUACAUCGAAGGCCACAAAAGACCAAAACUAUGUUUGAGAUUGAAGUCCUUUAAGUCCCAGAAUUCCUUAGUGUACCUUUAACGCAAUUUUGUCCUGAAAGUCAAGUCCAGUUAAAAUGAUUUUAAUAAUAUU
Micropterus salmoides (largemouth bass) is the source of this 6658-nucleotide messenger RNA. Its product is annotated as collagen alpha-2(V) chain-like. Gene Ontology annotation, molecular function: protein binding; extracellular matrix structural constituent. Lineage: Eukaryota; Metazoa; Chordata; Actinopteri; Centrarchiformes; Centrarchidae. Gene Ontology annotation, cellular component: collagen type V trimer. The record is from RefSeq and is a predicted model, not a curated record.